Anarrhichthys ocellatus (wolf-eel) is the source of this 1864-nucleotide messenger RNA. It is a transcript of the gene adad2, whose product is annotated as adenosine deaminase domain containing 2. Lineage: Eukaryota; Metazoa; Chordata; Actinopteri; Perciformes; Anarhichadidae. Gene Ontology annotation, biological process: RNA processing; adenosine to inosine editing. The coding region runs from base 110 to 1681 and encodes 523 amino acids. The record is from RefSeq and is a predicted model, not a curated record. Gene Ontology annotation, molecular function: double-stranded RNA binding; tRNA-specific adenosine deaminase activity; double-stranded RNA adenosine deaminase activity. The transcript is spliced from 11 exons. Gene Ontology annotation, cellular component: cytoplasm; nucleolus.
UUUCUCGUUCUCAGGUCCUGCUGAUGUCUCCGCCUACUCCCGUGUGCCCAGGAGGACGUUACCUCGUCUCUAUCAGUGUUGAGGAUCGGCUGAAGGCUUUGUGAAAAUCAUGGCGGAUCAGGAAGCAUUGAAGUACAGUCCAAAAAAGGGUGCUGCUAGUCUUCAGUCUCUUCCAGACUUCAACCCCAGCUUGGACCUUCGCCGUCCUCGGGUACAGCCGACAGAGGAAGUGUCCGCCUGUAGUGGUGCUACUGGACUGAGGAAAGAUCUCCCUGCUUCCGGAGACCACCAGCUCCUCCUCUCCGAAGGAGCAGACGGCCCCAGAAUUGAGAGUGCUUUUAUCCUAAAACUCAAAGAUGAACUUGAUUCUGGAGACAUCCUGUUGGGAGAUGAGGAUGAAGACUCUGAUGAUGACCUUGAUGCCCUGUCUCUCUACGGUAUGUCGCCACCUCCAAGCAUACUCUUGGAUAAAGAGCUGACCCUGGACCUCUUCAACGACCUGAAGCAUCCAGACAAGAGCACGCAGACUGAAGUUUGGAGAUCUGACUGGCACCAGAGUUACAUGGCAGUAAUAAGUAGUGAGAAGUUCGACAGCCUGCUGAAGAUGUGUCCGGAUCUCUACGGCUGCAAGAGCCACAUGGCAGCAUUUGUCCUGAUGAGAGAAGUGCUGGACACAGCAGGGGGUCCAUGCGAGCAUUACAUGGUGGUGGCUUUGGGAGCUGGCCGCUCAUGCUGCAGCAAGUGGCUUUGCUACACUGGAACAAUGGUCCAUGACUGCCAUGCCAUCAUCAUCGCCAGACGGGCUCUCAAAAGGUUCCUGUACAAACAGCUUCUGCUGUUCUUUGAUGCCGAUCCAGAGGCCAAGCAGAACUGUGUAUUUGAGAGUAGUGCAGACAGCAACCAGCUCCAGCUCAAACCCAAGACCAGUCUGCAUCUCUACACCAAUCGGUGUCCUGAAGGAGCGCCUAAGAACUUCUACUUCAAGGGCCCUGUGAAUGAUAUCUGGAGCGCUGUGAAGCUGCAGUAUCAUGCCAAGGGCCUGCUGUUCCCUGUAGCAGACCUUGACCCAAGUGUGUGGGGUGCCAAGGUCUGCUGCAUGUCUGGUAGUGACAAAUUGUGCCGCUGGACUGUCACUGGGGUGCAGGGCGCAUUGCUGAGCCACUACAUCCAGCCACUCUACAUCAGCAGCAUGGUGCAAGGAGGCCAGCAGCUCUUAAGCGAGGAAGUGUCCGAUAUCACCAACAUGCGACUAGGGGACGGAUGGGAAGACAUCCUGCCGCCGUCCUACCAAAAACACAACAUCUUCUUUCUCUGUGGCGACUGCGUGGGGCCUGUUGUGACGUCCCCGCGGUGGCACGACGAGCUCAGCGUCAACUGGUGCCUCGGAGACAAGGGCGUUGAAGUUCUGGACUGUGGCAAGGGCUUCGUCAUUAAUGGCUCUCCGACUGUGAGUGGGCCGGGCUUCUCCAGCAGACUUUGCAAGAGAGCCCUCUACAGUUAUUUCCUCAAAGUCGCACGGCUGGGUGGGCCGAGCUAUCUGAGUGAUCUCCCCACCUACCACAGCGUCAAGGUGGAAGCCACCGUCUACCAGACGGUCAAGGAUCUGGUCAAGCAGCGGUUUCUGAGCAACCACGCAGGUCCCUGGAAUUCCAAAAAGCUGGUGGACUGCUUUAGCUCUUGAAUGUGCUCUUCGGUAACAUUGCAUGAAGAAGUUUAAGUUCCUCUCGAGAGAUUGUUUCCUGCUGUUUACUGUUUACUUCAUUUAUAACCUUUUAACAGUAAGUUUAGUUUUGUUCAUGUAUAAUGUUUCUCCUUUCGGAUUGUGUAUAGGUGUGAGAGAAAAAUAAAGGAGAAUCCUGCUGUU